AUGGCAACACCAACCUCUGCCGAUGCUCGUGUAGGCGUUGUUGAGCUUGUGUGCGCUGAGCACCUGCAACGCACUUUUCUGGCCUGCGAUGAGGCAACGGCGUUCCAGCGCAUUGUGAGCCAGGCGGUUGUGGCGCGUCAUGGGCAGUGGACCUUCGAACAGUACCGUCCGUCUGGCAGCGUGGUGCUGCAGCAGGGUGCGGUGGACACAUGGGGGGCGCUGAAGAAUUAUACGGUGGGGGGUGACGUGCGCCGUGUGCUGGAGCGUAGGGAUGAAUUCAGGCGGAAUGAAGGGCUGCUGCUUUGCCGAAUGGCCACCGCCUCGAAGGGUAUUCGGCAUUCCGCUGCGGCUCUGUAUACGAUUGGGGGGCCCAUUGCCUGA
Messenger RNA from Trypanosoma grayi, 381 nucleotides. RefSeq lists its product as hypothetical. The coding region runs from base 1 to 381 and encodes 126 amino acids. Lineage: Eukaryota; Euglenozoa; Kinetoplastea; Trypanosomatida; Trypanosomatidae. The record is from RefSeq and is a predicted model, not a curated record. The transcript has a single exon.